Adineta steineri is the source of this 1911-nucleotide messenger RNA. NCBI's taxonomy places the organism in Eukaryota, Metazoa, Rotifera, Eurotatoria, Adinetida, Adinetidae. The record is from the annotation of a GenBank genome assembly.
AUGCAAUUACUUGUUUUUUUUGGUUUUCUUUUUCUAAAUUCUUUAAAUUCUCUUCCAAUACCAUCAUCCUAUAUUAAUAAUGAUUAUAAUAAACUUCUUCCAUUUUAUCUUCAACAAGUUCAUUUAAUUAAUUCAACACAUUCACCAAGUCUUAUUGGACAACAACUUAAUCAAGCUUAUUUAGAUCUUUUACCUGUUGAUCGUUUACUCUAUACUUAUUAUGUUAAUGCUAAUAUAAGUGUUGAAGGUAUUGAAUCAUUAGGUGGAUGGGAAUCACCAUCAAGCGAUAUUCGUGGUGUUUUUCUCGCCUUUUAUUUACAAGCAUCAGCUAAAGCUUAUCUUGCUUAUAAUAAUACACAUCAAUUAAUUAAAGCUCAAUAUCUUGUUGAACAACUUUAUCGUGUACAAAAAAAUUUAGAUGAAUCAGGUUUUCUUGCUGCAUGGCCAUCUGAACAUUUACGUAAAUUAGAACAUCUGGAAAAAGUCUGGGCGCCGAUCUAUUGUUAUGAAAAACUUCUACGUGGUUUAUCUGAUAUGUAUACAUUAACUGGUUUAACAUUAGCUGGUCAAAUGAUGAAUAGUAUGCUUGAUUAUUUAUAUACAUGGAUGAUUUUUUGUUCUCAAACAUAUUCAAUAUCACAUUGGCAUGCAAUGGUUUUUAGUACACUUGGUUAUGAAUAUGGUGGAAUAAGUGAUUUUCUCUAUGAACAAUAUGGUCUUACAAAUGAUAAACGAUACUUUUGGAUGGCACAACAAUUUGAUGAUGGAAGAUUUCUUGGUGCACUUGCUCUAAAUACUGAUUCUCUAGCAGGUGUACAUGCUAAUUCACAUGUACCGCCUGUAAUAGGUAGUGGUCGACGUUAUACAAUAACUGGUGAAGAACAAUAUCGAUUAAUAUUAGAAAAUUUCUAUUCAAUAGUAUGGAAUAAUCAUAUAUAUUCAACAGGUGGUUCAAAUGGUGGUAAUGGAUCAAUAGGUUUCUAUCAACAAGAACGUUAUAGUGAUUCAAAUCUUUUAUCACAAACACUUUGGAAUAAUAAUCAAGAAUUUUGUGUUCAAUAUAAUAUGCUUAAAUUAAUACGAAUGUUAAUACAAUGGAGUGGUGAAAUAAAAUAUGCUGAUGCAUUUGAACGUAUAUUUGUUAAUAGUAUUUGGGGUACACAAGAUCCAAGUGAACCUGGUCAUAUGUUAUAUAGUUAUCCGUUAGGUGAAGGUGUUAGUAAACCAAAAUCUGUUGGUGGUGGAUCAACUGGUUACGGGACACAAUUUGAUAGUUUUUGGUGUUGUUAUACAACCGCAAUUGAUCAAUGUACUAAAAUGAGUGAUUCAAUUUAUUUUUAUUCAAAUAAAAAUAAUAUAUUAUCAAUUUAUAUUAAUUUAUUUGUUGCAUCACAACUUGAUUGGAUUGCACAAAAAUUAUCUAUUCAACAAAUAACAGCAUUUCCAAGAGAAACAACAACGAAUUUAACUUUCAUUACUUUAUUAGAUCAAAUUUCAAUGAAUAUUUAUUUACGAGUCCCAUCAUGGAUUGUUUCUAAUCAAUCUUGGAUUGAAAUCAAUAAUAUUCGUCAAACAAUUGAUUUAAUACCUUCAAGUUAUGUACAUCUUCCAAGAAUUAAUUGGAGAAAUAAUGAUCGAAUUGUUUAUAAUAUGAAUAUGAAAUUAUCUUAUGAACCAAUUAAUGAUAAUUCAAAAUUAGUUUCAAUUUUAUAUGGACCUAUUGUUCUUGGUGGUUUAAUAAAUCAAGCUAAAAUAUUAUCUAAUGAUAUAAAUACUAUUCGAAAAAUAAAUCGAACAUCAUAUGAAUCUUUAUUAUUUGAAACAAUUGCUUUGGAUGGAACAACUAUUCAAUUUUUACCAUUAUAUGAAAUUAUUAAUCAAACAUAUACUGUAUAUUUUCCUAUUCACUAA